AUGCCAAGUUCGAGGAACACGUUGAGACGUACAGCACUUGGCCAAAGCCGUCUCGGCCAGAAUUUCCUGAUUGAUCGCAAUAUCGCUCGCCGUAUCGUUGCUGCGGCCGCAAUCGAGCCCGGAGACGAAGUCCUCGAGAUAGGUCCGGGCCGCGGGGCUUUAACAAGGUUGCUCGUGGAAAGGGCCUCUAAGGUCGUCGCGGUCGAACUGGACGAAGCGCUGGCUGCUGAUCUUCAAGUGAGGAUGGGUGACGGCUACGCUCUGACUGUCGUACAGCAGGAUGCACUUGAAUUCGAUCCAGCAGUUUACUUCGAUGGUCCAUUCAAGCUAGUGGCGAACCUGCCCUAUUAUGUCGCCACGCCUCUAGUCAGACGAUAUCUCGCGCCCCACCGCACCCCAAGUGAAAUGGUCGUCAUGAUGCAGAGGGAAGUUGCUAACAAUAUGACCGCCAGCCCCGGCAAGAUGGGACUGCUUUCGGUCAUGGUACAACUCCACGCCUCUGCGAAGACUCUUUUCUCGGUGCCACCCAAGGCCUUCCGUCCUCGUCCCAAGGUGGCCUCAGCGGUCGUCAAACUGAAACCCUAUCCUGAACCCGCGAUUCCCGUAGGUGACACAGAUAUGGUUUCACUUGCCCUGAUUGCUUUGUUGCCGCUGGCUUCCGUGCUCCUCGAAAACAGAUGCACAACAGCCUCAGGCGAAGGAUUGUUGCAGUUCAGCGAUCUAGUGACCUCGGCGUGCUCUCUUUGGUUGGUGUCCAACGGAAACAUUGAGGGCAGCCGGAGACCGGCGACCCUUAGUAUCGACGAGUGGUAG
Molecule: messenger RNA, 813 nt
Organism: Geodia barretti
Lineage: Eukaryota; Metazoa; Porifera; Demospongiae; Tetractinellida; Geodiidae
Source: the annotation of a GenBank genome assembly